Messenger RNA from Sparassis crispa, 1659 nucleotides. RefSeq lists its product as hypothetical. The coding region runs from base 1 to 1659 and encodes 552 amino acids. The transcript has 2 exons. NCBI's taxonomy places the organism in Eukaryota, Fungi, Basidiomycota, Agaricomycetes, Polyporales, Sparassidaceae. Gene Ontology annotation, molecular function: protein binding. The record is from RefSeq and is a predicted model, not a curated record.
AUGGAGUCAUCUCGUCCUGCCUCACCGGUCACAUUGACACCGCAGUGGGCACAGCGUCCAUUUGACAACCCUGCUGCGAAUAUCAUCCUCCGUUCAUCCGACAACAUCGACUUCUGCGUCCACAGCGUCAUCUUGUCCGAAGCAUCUCCGUUCUUCAAAGACAUGUUUAGUCUCCAGCAGCCCCUUGUCGAUCACAACAAACCUGAAGGCUUGGACGAUUAUAGAGACGGCCGUCCCGUGAUUGUCGUCGGAGAAGGUAGUCGGACGCUGGACAGUCUACUGCGUCUUUGCUACCCUAUCGCAGGUCCGAAAAUACAGGCGUUGACGGAGGGUCCGGCAGUGUUGGAAGCAGCCCUGAAAUACCAGAUGGAGGAGGCGACAGGAAUUAUGUCCAGGGCGUUGAUGAUGUUUGCGGCCGAUCAGCCGCUACGUAUAUGGGCAAUUGCGUGUCGGCUUCGUCUGGAAGGAGAGGCCAGAUAUGCAGCAAGAUUUACCCUUACGCGGUCGAUUUUUGAUGACUUUCCCAAGGAGAUGCAAGAGGUAACUGCAGGUCCUUACUUCCGGUUGCUGAAGUAUCAUCGACUGCAGGGAAACGUUGGAGUACAUUUCACCUUCCUUUCUCCAAACUCUCCCAAGCAUGUUUCCCAAAGCUCACAGGUGACCGAUAGCUCCUCGCUGGACUUCGUCGGUUAUCCAUUCGCGGAUCUCAUAUGUCGCUCGUCUGAUGGUGUCGAAUUCCUUACCCACAAAGUGAUACUCUCAAUAGCUUCGCCGAUCUUACACACUCUCAUCACGAGCCUGCCAGCCAAUCAGGUGGACACAGACCAAACUUUGUCUCCAAACAAUCUUCCUAUCCUGAGCCUCGAGGAGAACGGUCGAACUUUGACAGCACUCCUGAAAUUGUGCUAUCCCGUGGAAGAAUCUUCUACGAAGAUAGAUGACUUCAGCAUCGUUCAGAGUGUUCUCGAAGCUGCGAAGAAGUAUGAUAUGGCAAGGGUGGCUCCAGUGGUCAGGAAGCAUUGGGCUUCACUGGCUGACGCAGAGCCUCUGCGAGCCUACUUCACAGCAGUGCAGCACAACUUCGACGAAUGCGCCAGACAGUCAGCCAAAAACGUGCUCGAAGGCCCCAUCGAGAAUGCGUAUGUUUCAGAAAUGGAGGACGCACCUGCCCAGGCGUAUUAUCGACUUCUCCGGUACUAUCAUGCCUGUCAGGAUAUUCUUACUACUGCGUUCACGCAGUACGGCGACAAAAUCAAAAAGAAAAAUGAACUGACCAAAGAGGAGAUCUUUGACCACAGUUGCUCCUGUAAUGCACCCGCAACCGAAGUCAGGAUCAACUUACCGGACUCUUUGAAGGAGUAUGCCACUGGCCAGUCUUAUAGUGUCGGCAGCAAAUAUGUCAAGAUGCGUUUUGGAUGCACCUGUAAAUGGAAGGGCUGGUUCAAUCAACAUUUUGCGAGUUCAGCGCAGCUGUGGCAUGACUCUCCUGCGAAGGCACGCUCAUGUGAUAGCUACGUGACGAAUCUGCUCAAGACUUCGGUCGACAAUUCGAGUUGGUGCUCGUCGUGUCGCCCACUUGCCGAACGAUUUGCGGACUUUGCUCGAGAUAUUGGCUCAUCUGUCAACGGGCGAAUGGCUCAGGUGCAGCUCGAAUUAUAG